AUGCUCUCGGCUCGCUCUCUUCUCGUCCGAAGGGAGUUCGCCCGGCCAUCCAUGAGUGGAGUCCGGGCCAGCACUAGUGCGAGGGAGGCGCAGAAGUCACCAGGGCCAGCCUCCAAUGUUACCGUAGUACCAAGUAAAACAGAGCUGGUUGAAUUCAGCAGCACUGUGAGUCUCGUCUGCUCUGCGUCUGGCUCCUCACCUUCAUUUAUUUGGCUGAAUGGCAGCCCUGAGGUAACAGCAGGGGACCGAGUUCAGCUAACAGACAACAACAGCAGUCUGACCGUUACUAGUGUGAUCAGAGGUGACACAGGCCUAUACCAAUGUGAAGCAUCCAGCAUCUUCAGCAAAGAAAUUAGUCCUCCAUUGAUCCUCACCAUUUACUAUGGUCCAGAAAAUGUUGCUGUUGAAGUAGAUCCAGUGGAACCCUUUUACAGCUCUGGGUCAAACCUCAUACUGACCUGCUCAGCUGAGUCCAACCCUGCUGCUGUGUUUCAGUGGGCUGUGAAUGGAACAGAGCUUGGUGAAAUAGGCCAAGAGCUCUGAUUGAGCAACAUUCAGAUCAGUCAAAGUGGCAAUUACACCUGAAUCGCCCAUAACAAGCAGACCUUGAGACACUCCAUGUCUGAAUCCAUCAGCAUCACUGUACUAGGUGGGUUAUAGUUUAGUUGUUGAAUUCUUGUGCAACAAAAAAUAACUAGUGUAGGGAUUUUAGCAACCGGUGGGCGGAGCACAGACACACAGAAGGCUGUUUCAAUGUUAUGGGAGAUUUAUUUAAGACAAUCGGUGAGCGGGGGUGCGUGUGUGUGUGGGUUGAAGGGCGAUCGGGCGGUGAGGGUCUCAGCCGU
Messenger RNA from Ictalurus punctatus (channel catfish), 845 nucleotides. Its product is annotated as carcinoembryonic antigen-related cell adhesion molecule 1-like. Lineage: Eukaryota; Metazoa; Chordata; Actinopteri; Siluriformes; Ictaluridae. The transcript is spliced from 3 exons. The record is from RefSeq and is a predicted model, not a curated record.